This is a messenger RNA of Grosmannia clavigera kw1407, 3666 nucleotides long. Its product is annotated as 3-isopropylmalate dehydrogenase leu2a. NCBI's taxonomy places the organism in Eukaryota, Fungi, Ascomycota, Sordariomycetes, Ophiostomatales, Ophiostomataceae. The transcript is spliced from 11 exons. The record is from RefSeq and is a predicted model, not a curated record. Gene Ontology annotation, biological process: L-leucine biosynthetic process. Gene Ontology annotation, cellular component: cytosol. Gene Ontology annotation, molecular function: NAD binding; 3-isopropylmalate dehydrogenase activity; magnesium ion binding. Bases 1 to 3666 code for a protein of 1221 amino acids.
AUGCGCGCUGCUAUUGAUCCCCUCCUUCCCUCUUCCUCUUCAGUGCUCAUUUUUGGCGACCCGACCGCUCAGCCACCUACGCCCAAGCUUACUCCCUCAACCACCUCCUUCUUUCCGAGCACGCCCACGCCCGGGCUGGACUGGACUCCUCGUUUUGCCGAGGACUUCUGCGUCUUCGACCCUUCCCCAGGCAGCCUUCCGGGCUCGCAGGGUUCAUUUGCCGACUUCGUCCCGCCCUUCUCUCCCAACGUUGGCCCGCCAGCAUACCAGCCAACGGCCUCCUUCCCGACGACGCAAAAACAGCACAAGCGGCCGCUAUCCGUGGGCAGCCUUGCGGCAGAGGUGGCAACCCAUGUUAAUUACGUCCCAUCCAACCCCAAUCUACCUCUGCCACCCGUCGAACCUUCUCGGCGGCUUCCCUCCUCCCCCAGCCCGCUUAUCUUAGUGGCCACUACUACUGCAACGACUGCUGCCGGGACCGACGAGGAAAAUAACGGGGAGAACUUGUCAAACAGGCAGUCACUGCCACCUCCGGGCGGCCCGGGGCUUCCCAGAUCGUCCAAGAAGCUACGCCGGAACUCGGCCGUUGUCGCUGUGAAAGAGCUACAACCGACGGGCCAGACUGCCACACCGCCGCCUUCGGUGAAAAAGACGACUCGAAUGCUCGCACCGAAACUGCACGCGGACAGUAUGCAAAAUGAGCAGGGCUACGGCCACCAACCUCAGAUGCCACACCCCGACUAUGUCGCCGCGUCACAGCAGCAACACAUGUCCUUUGUGGCGAGCCCGACUGACAUGUUCGGCUACCCGAUAUCAGCACCUGCCUCCGCGUCGGCCUAUGACCAUGCCAGGACGUUCUGGGGUAACAAUGACACCGGUGUGGGCGCCAUGGAAGUCGAUUUCUCUGUUGCCGGUGCUCACGUCUUCCAGACGUCCGCGGCUGUCCAACAACAGCUCAACUCGUUUGACUGGACACAGGCGAAUCAAGACAACCAGAUUCUCGACACGACAUCCAUCGACCAGGCAGCAUUGUAUGCAGGCACUUAUCCCACCCCAGUCGAUGACCCAUUUGGUGCUAGCAGUCCAAGUGGAGGGGUAGAUCCCGGCCUGCUCUUUAGCCGGCCGCCGUCGUCUAGCAUGGAUGCAGUGGCUUCUGGGCCUCUCGGCGUUGCAGCAGCUUUAACGGGUACCACUGGAUACGCCGCAUUACCGCAGCUUUCUAGCUCGUCUGUUGCCCUGCAUGCGAUUCAGGCAUCACAGAGCAGUCCUCGACGCGGAUUGACGGCAACAGCCACCGCCGGGGUGCGGCAAGAACUCCGCCGUAGUUCAAGCGUCAAAGAGCUCGCGCCACGGAGGAAAGCCAGCGACCGGACAUUGACAAGCUCUCCAGUCAAGUCUCUGAGCCGGCCUGGACUGUCGCGCAGCUUCAGCGACAGUCGCGGCCCGCGACUUCGGGGUCGUGCCUCCCUGCCGACGCUGGCACCAGCUCUGAAGCCAGCGCCGGCGACAGCCGCACAGCCAGCACCAGGGCUGGCUAGUCUGGGCACAAGCCUUGGCAUCACCCGUACCCCGAGGUCACGGAACUCGGUCAAGUUCAGAAUCGACUCCAAUGGCCGUGCUCGGGUCGAGCCAGCUUUCGAAGGGGACCAGGAGGCUUCGCCGUCAACCCUUCGGCGCAACCAGAGUGCGCGGUCUCUGCACAACAAGUCGCAGUGGGACUCGUCUUCCGAAGGCGACUCAUCGUCAGCAGACGAUGAGCCUAUCAUCAUUCCGAGUCGGACGUCCUCUUUCGCUCUGCCGGACCCGGCCAAGCCAACAAUCGGCCGCGGUCCGCUUCAUUCCUCACAACGUAGCGGCAGCAGCGGCAGCAACAUGUUUGCGUCGAUGCGCGUAGACGACCCGGAAAGCGAAGCGGAGACGGUGGUAAACGACGUGCCGAAAGGUGCUGGUGAUGCGGCGAGCGAGCUGGAAAAGCUCCGACAGCGGCGACAGAAGCGUCCUGGCUUGACGGGCAGUAGCAGCAUGAACAACCUUCUCGGCAGCGCUCAGCGAGGCUUGCGAUUCAACUCGAUCAGCGGAGGCGCCGGGUAUCACGGAGGCCUGGCCGCCUCGCCGACAGCACUCACAGACGUCAGCAUGCUCACACCGACAUCCAUUUCACACAGCAACGGAGUCCGAUGUAUAUGCGGACUGCCCGACGCUCCUGUCGGGGACGAUGGCUUCGUUGUGCAGUGCGAAAACUGUGAAAUGUGGCUGCACGGCCGGUGCAUCAACAUCACCAAGCGCACGCUGCCUUCAGUGUACGUCUGUGCCUAUUGUGCACAGACUCCAAGUGCUCGAGGCAUGCGGAUGCCUCCACCAGGCGCGGGCUCAUCGCCGCUCGCCCACAAGUCGUUGAAGAAGUUCCGGCACGUCAUAGUCGAUCCGAUCGAGAUGUCGCCACAGCUCUUCGCAGCGACUUGCAACGGCCGACUUCGGCAGGCGGGGUCAGCUAGUUUCGCCUACACUUGUCUUUCUUUUGGCACCUAUCUGACCGGUAUUGAUUCUUACACGAUGUCGGCGUUCAACAUUGUUGUGUUUGGUGGCGACCACUCCGGUCCGGAGGUUGUGGCUGAGGGCAUCAAGGUUCUCAAGGCGAUUGAGGCGUAUAGCCCGUCGAAGCCCAAGUUCAACCUGCAGGACCACCUGCUGGGAGGUGCGUCGAUCGACAAGACAGGCUCAGCGCUGGCGGACGAAGCGCUGGAGGCGGCACGGGCGGCGGACGCGGUGCUGCUGGGAGCGAUUGGCGGGCCAGAAUGGGGGCCGGACGCAGCAGUGCGGCCGGAGCAGGGUCUUUUGCGGAUCCGCAAGGAGCUGCAGACGUUUGGCAACCUGCGGCCGUGCUCGUUCGCGUCGGAUCAGCUGGUCGAGUACUCGCCGCUCAAGGCGGAAGUCUGCCGCGGCACCGACAUUAUGAUGGUGCGCGAGCUCACGGGCGGCAUCUAUUUCGGCGACCGGCGCGAGGACACGGGCGAUGGCACGGCACUCGACACGGAGCCGUACUCGCGCGCCGAGAUCGAGCGGAUCGCCCGUCUUGGUGGCUACCUCGCCCUCGCUGACGACCCGGCCAACCCGAAGCCGGUCUGGAGCCUGGACAAGGCCAACGUCCUGGCAACGUCGCGGCUCUGGCGCAAGACCGUCUCGGACGUGUUCGCCCGCGAGUUUCCGCAGGUCAAGCUGGGCCACCAGCUGAUCGACUCGGCCGCCAUGUUGCUGGUCAAGAACCCGCGCGCUCUCAACGGCAUCGUCAUCACGAGCAACCUGUUUGGCGACAUCAUCAGCGACGAGGCCAGCGUCAUCCCCGGCAGCAUCGGCCUCCUGCCCAGCGCCAGCCUCGGUGGCAUUCCCGACGGCAAGGGCAGGUGCAACGGCAUCUAUGAGCCCAUUCACGGCUCUGCUCCCGACAUCUCUGGCAAGGGCAUCGUCAAUCCCAUCGGCACCAUCCUGUCCGUCGCCAUGAUGCUGCGCUACUCUCUGCUGCUGCCAAAAGACGCUGCUGCCGUCGAGGCUGCCGUCAAGGCCGCUCUGGACGGCGGUCUGCGCACAAAGGACCUCGGCGGAAACGCCAGCACGAAAGAGGUCGGCGAUGCCGUCGUGGCUGAGCUCCAAAAGCUGUACAAGCAGUAG